AUGCCACCUCCUUGGGAAAACAUCCCUUUUGGUUGUGACGACUAUCCCACAGGCGAAGUCCUUCGCACUGUGGAACUAGUCUAUGAGUAUGCUGGGCGUCCACUUCCCCAUCCAAUUGACGGUUUCCACAAUACACCCUCCCUCGGCUACGUGCCACCUGAAGAAGGCUUGUCAGAACCAAAAGCAGUCGUUCUCAACCUUCGAGAGGGUAUAGGAGACAGCCAACGUGUCAUAUUCACCGUGAAACCUGCUACGAUGAUGAUUACUCCAAAGAUCGAAAUGCAAGACUUCUGCGUCUGCAAGGGCAUUGUGGACGAUGUGAUUGAGGCUCAAAGAUUUGCUUAUAAGUGGGCUGCGGACUCUGUGGCAGCGAGGGAGGCGAAGGAAAGGGAGGAGGCGCAACAGAGGCAGGCCGAGCACGAAGCUGUGAUGGCCAAUUUACAAGCUAACGGACAUGUACCCCCCAACGGAUUCAGCAAAACAGGAUAG
Messenger RNA from Coniophora puteana RWD-64-598 SS2, 489 nucleotides. RefSeq lists its product as uncharacterized. The coding region runs from base 1 to 489 and encodes 162 amino acids. NCBI's taxonomy places the organism in Eukaryota, Fungi, Basidiomycota, Agaricomycetes, Boletales, Coniophoraceae. The transcript is spliced from 2 exons. The record is from RefSeq and is a predicted model, not a curated record.